This is a messenger RNA of Lodderomyces margitis, 1899 nucleotides long. It is a transcript of the gene PSD1, whose product is annotated as phosphatidylserine decarboxylase 1. Gene Ontology annotation, molecular function: phosphatidylserine decarboxylase activity. The record is from RefSeq and is a predicted model, not a curated record. NCBI's taxonomy places the organism in Eukaryota, Fungi, Ascomycota, Pichiomycetes, Serinales, Debaryomycetaceae. Bases 1 to 1899 code for a protein of 632 amino acids. Gene Ontology annotation, biological process: phosphatidylethanolamine biosynthetic process. Gene Ontology annotation, cellular component: mitochondrion. The transcript has a single exon.
AUGACAUUCCGACCAACACCAUUUAGCUGGUCGAAAUCUUUUGGUCUGAGAUGGCAAUAUAAUUCAUCAACAAUGUAUCAACAACAGCAUAAUAAACAAACAAGAAAUAUUCUACAACCCUUGUCUAAUGCGACUCACAUGGCCCAGAUUUCACAACUGAUGCAAAAGCCACAGACAAUGGGCCAAAGAAGAUACUUUAGUUACUACUAUUAUCAAUUUCCUAAAAUCCCUAGACCCAAAAGAAAUGUCUUUUACUAUAGCACUUGGUCAAGAGGUGGAGGAGCAAGUGGUGGUAAUGGUGGCAAUGGUGGCUACAACAACUCCAUUAACAAGAAUAGAUCGUACUACAAAUUCGCAAGGUUCCCCUUUCCUAGAAUUUCCAAAAGACUGUUUUCAUCAGCUAAUCAAAAGAUUAAAAAUAACACCAAAAAGAUACAUAGACGUUUCUUUUCGAGUGAGGCUAGAUCAAGAAGACAACAAAGAAGGAAAUUUAUCAAGUGGUGGACUAUAACUUCGAUAUCGAUUGUUUUGGGUGGAGUUGCCGCCAAAAUCAAGUAUGAUCGAGGUGAAGAACACGAGAAUCCAUACAAAAUUAGACCCCAUUCUUGGCAAUUGUAUGCCUAUUCUACUCUCCCCUUGAAGACAAUUUCAAGAUUAUGGGGGUAUGUAAAUUCAAUCGAUUUACCGGUGUUUCUUAGAUCUCCACUGUACCGUUUAUAUUCAGCAAUAUUUGGAGUAAAUUUGGAUGAAAUGGAGAAUCCUGAUUUGAAAAGUUACAAAAACUUGUCUGAGUUCUUUUAUCGUACAUUGAAGCCUGGUGUACGACCAAUUUCAGACGAUGAUGUUGUAAGCCCAGCUGAUGGUAAAGUAUUAAAGUAUGGUGUUAUCGAUCAGGGCGAAAUUGAACAAGUUAAAGGAAUGACUUAUUCUAUCGAUGCGUUAUUGGGAAUGUCUUCAACUAGAAAGUUGGCUGCACCAACCCACUCUACCCAGUUUGAGGAUAUGGAUGGCGAUGACGAUACCAAAGUUAAAAGGGAUGAGGAAUUUGCCAAGUUGAAUGGGAUUUCAUAUACAGUUGACGAUAUUCUUGGAGGAGAAGGUGAAAAUACCCAUCAUAUGAAUGAGUUAACCUAUACUGAUGUCAAAGAAGGUACGGCAAAGGGUGACAAAGCCUCUUUUUCCAAGGAAAUGGCAGUAGCUGAAGAGUUGGCGCCCAACCCAAAAGAAACUUUCCGUCACAAACAAUUGUAUUUUGCUGUUAUUUACUUGGCACCCGGUGAUUACCAUCACUUUCACUCACCAACAAGUUGGGUAGCUACAUUGAGACGUCACUUCAUUGGUGAAUUAUUUUCAGUCGCUCCAUUUUUCCAAAAGACAUUGCAAGGUUUGUUUGUCCUUAAUGAACGAGUUGCUUUGUUGGGUUAUUGGAAGUAUGGAUUUUUCUCCAUGGUACCUGUUGGAGCAACAAAUGUUGGUUCAAUUGUCGUUAAUUUCGACAAAGAUUUGAAAACGAAUCUGUAUUAUGAAGAUGAAGUGUACGGCAAUGGAUCCUCAUCCAGUUCUUCAUCGGCAUCAGCAAGGUCAUCGUCAACAUCCUUGCCUGGUUCAGCACUGGAGAACACUCCCUUACUUCAAAGAGAAUAUUCCGCCUCAACCAUCUUUCAAGAAAUUGAGGAUCGCAAGCGUAAGAAGUUGAAAAAGAAUACUGUUUAUGAAGCCACUUACACUAAUGCCAGUAGAAUCUUGGGCGGAUACCCAUUAUCCAAAGGUCAGGACAUGGGUGGAUUUAAAUUGGGAUCAACUGUGGUCUUGGUGUUUGAAGCUCCCGAUAAUUUCAAGUUUGAUAUUGAAGUUGGUGAUAAGGUUAAAGUUGGUCAAUCGUUGGGUAAAUUUGAGUAG